Molecule: messenger RNA, 5336 nt
Organism: Lampris incognitus (smalleye Pacific opah)
Lineage: Eukaryota; Metazoa; Chordata; Actinopteri; Lampriformes; Lampridae
Gene: gatad2b
Product: GATA zinc finger domain containing 2B
Exons: 11
Coding region: 192-2195 (667 amino acids)
Biological process (GO): negative regulation of transcription by RNA polymerase II
Cellular component (GO): NuRD complex
Molecular function (GO): sequence-specific DNA binding
Source: RefSeq, a predicted model, not a curated record
GGACCACCGGGAGGCGCGUCACCGACACAACAACCGACCCAUAAUCUCUGUGUGUGUCUGCGGACCGACAGAACCGGGACCUGUCGGGACCGAUCGGCGGGCUUUUGUUUCUGCUGCCGGCACCGGAGCGGACCGGCCGGGGUGGAUCUGCCCGGAUCCAGCGGAACCUGCGAGGUGAGGCCCAGUCAGUGAUGGAGCGGCUGAAUGAGGAGGCAGUGAGGCUGAGUUUGCUGAAGCGAGGUCUGGACUCCUCAUCCUCUUCUCUCUCCUCCCUGCCGGUGGGGAGCGUGGUCGGAGGAGGCGGCGUUAGCGCUGAGAGGGAGGAGCUUGUGUCGAAGCGUUUGAAGCUGGAGGGCCACCAGGCCAUGGAACGUCUCAAGAUGUUGGCCUUCCUCAAACGAAAGGACCUAGCCUCCUUCCAGCCCUCAGCGGCAGAGUUCAAGGGUCACCACCACCAGGGCUCACCAGCCGCGACCUCUGGGCUGGGAGUUGGGCCUUAUGACGAGAGGACCAAUGGGAGCCUAAGAGCUUCCUCGUCUGGGGGCGUGUCUCAUGGUCUGCCAAUGGGAAAGAGUGGAAAGGAGAACAUGGCGGAGGAGCCAGUAGACAUGAGUGCCAAGAGGAGUGAUAUGGACAGACAGCAUCAAACAGCGUCUCCUGAUGUUAUUGUCCUAUCGGACAAUGAAGUGUCAAGUCCCUCAGGACCCUGCAAACCACAAGACAACCUGAGGACUGCCAGCAUGGACAUCUUCAAGGGGAAGAGUGUGGAAGAGCGUCAGGCGGUGAUCAAGGCAUUGAAGGAGGAGUUACGUUUGGAGGAGGCUCGCCUGGUUCUCCUUAAGAAGCUCCGACAGAGCCAGACGCAGAAGGAGAACCUGCUGCACAAGCAGGUCCCUGUAGUCCAGAACACCUCAUCAGUUCAGACCGGGUCUGUUCAUGGAACUCAGACGUUCAACAAGAUGGCUGCCAGGCCCGGAAUCCACAACCCCGAGCCGCAGAACCUGCGAACCGUUCAGGGUCACUCUGUGAUCAGAUCAGCCUCAAACAGCACCAUGAACCAGAUGAUGGCCCAGCGUGUCAUGGCUCCCAGUCCAGCUCAGCUUCAGGCCCAGAGGCUGGCUCAGAAACAGACCAAUCUCCACCCCUCCUCUGGUCCAGGCAGUGCUGCAGUCAGUUACCAGCAGCAGGGAGCAGCAUCCCAGCGCUCUUCUGGCUCCUCUUCCUCCAGUUCCUCCUCGGCGGUCUACAUGAGUCUGGCUCACAUGCAGGCGGCGGGCGGCGGCUCGUCGGCUGGUACCUCCAGUCCAUCAGCGCUCCACAGUCCUGGGGCGGCGGUGUCAGACCCGGCUAGCAGCCAGGCAGCGGCCAAGCUGGCUCUGCGGAAGCAACUGGAAAAAACCCUGCUGGAGAUCCCCCCGCCCAAACCUCCUGCCCCUCUCCUCCACUUCCUACCCUCAGCCGCCAACAGCGAGUUUAUCUACAUGAUCGGCCUGGAGGAGGUGGUGCAGAGCGUCCUUGACAGCCAGGGUAAACUCCAGUUCCCCCUGGCCAACAUGGAGCCGUUCUGCUGCGCCCAGUGUCAGACUGACUUCACCCCCCACUGGAAGCAGGAGAAGGGCGGGCGCAUCCUCUGUGAGACCUGCAUGACGUCCAAUCAGAAGAAGGCCCUGAAAGCCGAGCACACCAAUAGGCUGAAGAACGCGUUCGUCAAGGCACUGCAACAAGAGCAGGAGAUUGAACAGAGGAUCCAGAUGCAGACUCUGGCCACCAGCUCGGCUCAGACGCCCCCUAGUGUCAGCAAAGCAGACAGCUUCAGUCGACACCAUGCACACAGACAGAGCUCCCAGUCCUGUGUUCAGAGAGGUAAUCUGUGUGGUUCUGCGCGUGGCGUUCUCUCCACCUUUGCCCAGGCCUCCCAGCUGUCUGUGGCGAGUGGCCUCAUGGCCAUGUCAGCCUCUUCCUCCAGCAAGCACCACCACCGCCAGCACCACCUCCACCCACAACAACAACAACAACAACAACAACACGACAGCCGCCGUCACCUCUACAGCCUCCCCGGUGUGAACAUGAGCUAUAUGAGUGCAGCCAAUAUGGCUGCCCCCAAGCCGUCCAGCCUGGCUGACCGGCAGAGAGAAUACCUUCUGGACAUGAUCCCUCCUCGCUCCAUCUCCCAGUCUCUGACUGGACAGAAAUAAGCCUCAACUCCUUCAUCUCCCAGUCAUCACUAAAAGGAAAUAACCCCGCCAUCUUCAUGUUCCACUCCCUUACUGGUCAAAAUAACCCCCGACCCCUUUAUCGCUGCCUCACUGGAUGGAAAUAAGCGCCGCUCCUAAUCUCCCAUACUCCCAUUGAUCAAAGGCAAGCCCUGCCCCUCCAUCUCAACCAUUACGGAAUGGAAAUAAGCCCCGCCUCCUUCACCUCCCACUCCAACUGGACAUAAAUAAGCCCCGCCCACCACCACACACGCUGACCCACUGUUCAACUCAGUCCUCAGUGUGUCCGGGGCUCCUUGUGCACUGCCUGUCUGUGUGCCUACCAAACUGACCAAUCAGGAGAGAACAAUCGUCCCUUCAUUAAGAUAAGUCCAUAUCUCUCCUCCAAUCAGAGAAAACGUCUCCAGGUUAUUUGGUUGCCACGUUGGUCUUAAGUGCUGUCUCCCUCCAGAAGCUAGCUCCUGUCCAGUCCUGUGUCCUGCCCCCUAGUGUAAUCUGGUGGAGGCACCGUUUGGUUUGAGACACACACACACACACAUUAACCACAGAUAUGCAUACACACACUAUUCUGUGUCCACAGAGGAGCAGGGGUGGCACCAAAAUGGAAGGAUGGUCUGUGAGAGGAGUUCUCCCUUUUUUCUCCCUCUGCUUCUCUCACAGACACACAAGCAUCAAGGCUUUCCUGUGAGUGAUUUAAAUAUGGUUAUUUACACAGCAGGUUUGAUACUCUGCUACUUUUACCUUUAAACUUAAGCAGUCUCUUCAGAAAACUUCCAAAACGUGAAGAGCAUCAGCGUUGCUUCGGGACACGGCUGCCGAUGAUUAGACUGGAUCAGAACAGAACAGAUCCGAGCAACCCGACGGCAUAAUGGAGCUCUCUGCGAGACUGCGGGUUCAAAGGUCAAACAACCCAUUCAAAUUAGCUGUUGUCUUUCGGGGAGAUGAAGCAGUUGGAUUUCACCGGAUGAGCUGGAAAAUGAUUGGAUGAGAUGAGGACGCACUGAUAAAUUGAUUGGUCUAAAAAUCAGAGAACGUAAUCUGAUUGGUCCAGAGGUCAGAUGGAGGAUUUUUGUUGGACAGGACAGCAGUUGGUAUCGCCGUGAUGGACAGCAGCAUUCUGUCAGUAAGCCAAGACUGACAGAAAAUCUAUUUCAGACUUUUUGUACUUAUUUUGGGAGCAUGAAAAUGUGGAAUAUGACGAAAUAUUCAGUGUAAUUCAUCUUAUUUUAAGUCUAUAAGUAACCGAUUUUAUUUACUCCUUUUAAUACAUAAAAUGACAAAUUGAACCAUCCUCUAUCUGUCUAUGCUAUCUAUGUAGCUUCUCUUUGAUGGCGUUGGCCAUAAGAAGCUUUAGCUUCGUGUUUGUAGUUUUUUUCUUUAUUUUCGGCGUCUUGUGUAAACAGGGCCAUGUGUCUGAGAGAUUCUCGGCCCUGGAAGACGAUAAACAAACAGUGAUGCUCUGACAGAGACAGAGACCACAGGAGACAUCUCAGCCAUGCAGAGUCGCAAAAUGAAAGACGAUUUGUUUUCUGAUAACACGUUUCUGUCUAACUAAUCAAAACUCCCCCGGCUGGCGAGGAGAGAGACAGACACAGCUCUGCUGAUGGACUGGCUGCUUUCAGUGUUGGACACCAGAGGUGGACAUCAACGGCAACACUGUCAGGAAAUCGGAAAAUCACAUCCACAUGUCAUAUAUUUUCAUUAAGGGUUUUAUAAAUGACAACAUUUCCAGAAAUAUUAUGUAUCCAUUUUGGAAAAAAAAAAAAACCAGAAGAAUUCCCUGAGGGUCAAAAUGCGAUAACGCUAGUUUGUUUUUAUUUUGUGAUCUUACUCAUUUUCCAAGUAUGUCUCAUCUUUUUUUAAAAAUAGUGUUAUUAAUAUAACACUACACACAAUAGACGACACAAAACAUCACACUACACUACAUGUACACUAUACUACACUACACACUAAGUUGCACUACACACAUUACAUCCUUACUUCACUACACUACACUACACUACAUGUUCGCCUACUGGAGAACAGAGAGGUGGUACUCCUGUUGAUGAAGGUUCGACAGCUGAUGCAGUGUUAUGAACCCUGUUGGAUUCUGGACUGGAUUGGGUUUGAAUGUAAACAUAAAGCCGUUAUCCAGUUUCUUUUCGUUUUGAAAUUCUGCUUGAUUCCAGUUUACCGAACCAGUUUACCCAUUCCCGGACCCAGCUAACCCCCUAACCCCAGCCCCGUGUCUUCCCCUCUGUUGUCCAUAAUGAAGUGCAUGGCACAGUGUUGACCGGUUGAGUCUCUAAACAGGAAAUGGAAUAUCCUAACAGGAAACGGAAUAUGUAGGUGGGUGUUGGGGACAGAGGUUUAUGAACGGUUUCGUGUUUGGUCUUUGCCGUGUGCAGGUUUGUCUCCUCCACAGACCCCGGCACCGCGUCACAACAUCAUUUUUCUAGAAUUUAACGUUUAAAAAGACUACCUUUUGCUGAUUUGUCAAUCAAAUUUCAUUUCACAUUUUUAAAAAAAAAGAAAUGAAAAAAGUGAAACAGAACAGCUUAAAGCUAUUAAAUAAAAUAAAUCAAGAACUUCUUUUAACACUUGUAAUGAUGACGUCUUGUACAGAAACCUUUUCUUUUUUGUGAAUUGCAGCGGGUCCGCUGCUGUUGGUUGUAAAACAAACUCAAAGCCAUGGAUAUUGUAAAGCUUGUCUCUUUGUUUUGUGAAUCUCCUGUCAUUUCUGGUAGCAUUAGACCUCUCCCUGGACCACAAGCUCUUUUUAAAUGUAAAAUAUUCUGCUUUUAUUUUCUGCGCUCUUCUUUCUUUCAGUAUCAAUGUUUAGUUCUUAUAUUUUACGGCACUCUUUCACAUUUGACCUUUGACCUGUUAUUGUGGCAGAGCUGUCACAGUGUUUGGGAUUUGGCUGUUCCCCAUACACAGCUGUCUUAUUACUAAGCUAUGUGCUAAUUCUGCCAGCCUCAUGAAAUGAUGAAAGGCAUAUUUUUUUUGUUUUGUUUUUGUUUUUGUUUUAAAGUCAAGCAAACCUCUGAAGACAUUCAGUAAUAAAAACAAUGUCAUUGGAUGCAAGUCUGAAAAAGGCUAAAGUUUGCCUCCUGCUCAUGUCAGACAAUGUCAAUAAAGUUC